CAACUGUCCGGGAAACUUGGUCAAAAACUUGGUCAGUUUGAGGCUUUUAGCGCUCGCUUACACAAUACAAGUACACUUUAGGUUACCAGCUGCAAACACUUCCUCUGCCCAGCCAUUCACCCCUCUCUCGUCUUACCCAUGGUCACCAUUGUCCAGGCUGAACAGUUUUACAUAUAUACUUAGAACGUGGCAAGAAGCCUUGCCAACGCCCUGCCCUAUGUUGCUGACCCGCCGCAUUCGCGAUUGCUCGAUGCCCAUGAUUCAAUAACACGGGCUUGAGACUGGUACUUUCUUCAACACCGAUAGUCGGAAAGCAACGCCAAUGGGAAAUCGUCCCGAUAAAGGCAUCAACACGCCCGAGAUUUCUAUAAUUUGAAUCUGACCUGCAACCGUUGGUUGCGAGCCAGUCAAGAUGCCGGUGUUGGCACCCACCAACUUCAACAUCAUCCUCAGCGUGCUGGGGGGAUGGGUGUCGCUCUUCGGUCUAGUUUCCUACCUCUGCAAAGAGAGCUUCUACCUCUCCGAGGCCCUCAUCUCCCUCCUAGCGGGCGUCGCCUUCUCCCCGCGCGCGGCCAACUUCAUCCGGCCGCUCGAGUACGCGCUCGGGUCCGAGGAGAACCUCGCGGCCAUCACGCUGGCCUUCUCGCGCCUGGUGCUCGGCGUCCAGCUCGUGCUCGCCGGCGUCCAGCUGCCCAGCCGCUACCUGCAGAAGCAGUGGAGGCCGCUGGCCCUGCUCGUCGGGCCCAUCAUGGCCGCCAUGUGGCUCGCCACCAGCCUGCUGGUCUGGGCCCUCGUCCCCGGAAUCCCGCUGCUGCACGCCCUCGCCAUCGGCUCGUGCGUCACCCCGACCGACCCCGUGCUGUCCGCCGUGAUCGUCAAGGGGAAGUUUGCCGACCACAACGUGCCCAAGGAGCUGCAGAAGAUCAUCAUCGCCGAGUCGGGCGCCAACGACGGGCUGGGGUACCCGUUCCUGUUCUUUGGCCUGUACCUGAUCAAGUACGUCGGGGAGGGGUCGACGCCGGGGGAGGGCGGCGCGCGCGUGGCGAUGGGGCUGUGGUUCGGCGAGACGUGGGGGUACGUCAUCCUGCUGAGCGUGGCGUACGGCGCGGCGGUGGGCUGGGUGGCCAAGGAGCUGCUGCACUGGGCCGAGGAGCGGCGGUUCGUCGACCGCGAGAGCUUCCUGGUCUUUGCCGUCUCGCUCGCGCUCUUCAUCGUCGGCACGUGCGGCAUGAUCGGCAGCGACGACGUGCUCGCCUGCUUCGUGGCCGGCAACGUCUUCACCUGGGACGACUGGUUCCGCCUCGAGACCCUCGACGACUCGCUGCAGCCGACCAUCGACAUGCUGCUGAACGUGUCCGUCUUCAUGUGGUACGGCGCCGUGUGCCCGUGGGACCUGUUCCUGCACAACGAGGUCGUGCCGCUCGGGAGGCUGGUUGCCCUCGGCGUGCUGGUGCUGCUGUUCCGCCGCCUGCCGUGGGUGUAUGCGAUCCACAAGUUCAUCCCGCAGAUCGAGGAGGCGCGGCAGGCCGUCUUCGUGGGCUUCUUCGGCCCCGUGGGCGUGUCGGCCAUAUUUUACCUCUACGUCACGCUGGAGUUCCUUCAUACUCUGGAUAGAAACGGUGAGGCGAGGGAGGAUGUCAAGGCGCUACCCGAGGCGGUGAUUGUGGUGGUGUGGUUUAUUGCUAUUUGCAGUAUCGUUGUUCAUGGGCUCAGCAUUCCAUUGGGAAAACUGGGUUUCUAUCUUCCCAAGACGCUCUCCCGUUCUGUCUUAUCGCCCUCCAGCGACACCCCGGACAGCGUAACCCCUUUCUCACUUGGUAGCAGGGUUACUUCUUUCAGCCUCCGCCAGCAACCGGGAGGGGAGUCGGGGAAUCAACCCGGAGAGGGGACUAGGCGUUCCAUUUUCAGAAUCGGUGGCUCCAUUAUCCCCAGACGCCGGGAAGUGCAGGUGGAAGCGGCGCCUAGUCGAGAUGACCUACUAGACACCAACAAGGACUCCUCGACCGAUAUACUGGGACUCGGGCAAGAGGUGGUAGUUGAGGGCUCAGUGCCGUCUGCUGGCCGGACGAUUAUCUUACGAAUUAGUAUUAACGAGAUAAAUGAAUAUGAUUUUCGACUCGCCCUCAUUCUCUCCUCGACGACGAUGUUUCCGAAUCCAGGGGGAUUAAGCAAAGUCUCGCCCCUCUUUUGGUGGAGAGAUGUGCUCUUGUCGGUGGGCAUUUUGGACACGCACGACUCGCCAUUGGGACUGCAUCCAGGCAUGCUCCGCUCCAGCUGUCAAGACGGAUGCACUAAUUUAGCGUUGUCCGCAAUCUCGUGGCGAAUUCCCCCGUCCGGUGUCUAGCCUUUCGUGAUAAAAUCGGAUGGAUCUCGUUCGUGCCGCUUGAUCACGUUUUGCGUGGGCUUCAUGGCAAUUGGGUGGCUGGUGGUGAUGUGGCGGGAAUGCGCAGGGCAACCAGCUCACCGCCAUCGUCGCAGAAUCGCUGGCAUUCUGUGACGCUUGUUCGUGUAUCGGUCUAAUUAUACAUGCAUCCAUACACAGUACAGAUCUGUAGAUUGAAAUCCCAAGUGCGGGAAACCGAGGUUGGUUUGUGGCAUGCAUUGCGCGCCUGUUCUCGCUCCGAAUAUGCAAUUAGCCCCAACGGACGAUGAACCAGCGCGACCAG
This is a messenger RNA of Chaetomium fimeti, 2666 nucleotides long. RefSeq names its product Sodium/hydrogen exchanger family-domain-containing protein. The transcript is spliced from 5 exons. Gene Ontology annotation, molecular function: sodium:proton antiporter activity. The coding region runs from base 413 to 2344 and encodes 643 amino acids. Lineage: Eukaryota; Fungi; Ascomycota; Sordariomycetes; Sordariales; Chaetomiaceae. Gene Ontology annotation, biological process: proton export across plasma membrane; sodium ion export across plasma membrane; regulation of membrane potential. Gene Ontology annotation, cellular component: plasma membrane. The record is from RefSeq and is a predicted model, not a curated record.